Molecule: messenger RNA, 450 nt
Organism: Didymodactylos carnosus
Lineage: Eukaryota; Metazoa; Rotifera; Eurotatoria; Philodinida; Philodinidae
Source: the annotation of a GenBank genome assembly
AUGUUUAAUUCAUCUAAUGAAACUCCAUUUGACUCAGGUGAUUAUUAUCAAAAUACAUUUAAAAGUACCUCAAACGAUUUGCUUACGCACAUGGGUAAUACUAAUUUUAUUGAAGAAGCAAAAUUAGCUAUUGGCGAUAUUGGCUCAUGUGUUCAAAGUUCGUCAUUAUCGACAAAAUUGAAUGAUUAUAAUCAAUCGUCUACAGUCUAUUUAAAUAUACGUUCAACGGACAAUAAAGAAUAUUGUCUUGAAUUAUCGAAACAUGGUUAUCGAGUUGUGGGAAAAAAUUUCGAUGAUAAUAAAUGUCCAUCACCAACUUAUUAUGAAUCAUUACAAGCAUUAUUUACGCAAAAAAAUCAGUCAUAUAUACAAAGUUUUGCCGAUAAUUUACGAGCAAAAUUAAAUGAAGAGUUAGAAAAUGAGAAACAAGAAGAAUUAAAAGAAAAGUGA